Saccostrea cuccullata (small rock oyster) is the source of this 1971-nucleotide messenger RNA. RefSeq lists its product as uncharacterized. The record is from RefSeq and is a predicted model, not a curated record. Lineage: Eukaryota; Metazoa; Mollusca; Bivalvia; Ostreida; Ostreidae. The transcript has 4 exons. Bases 1555 to 1959 code for a protein of 134 amino acids.
GGCGUUUGGGUCAUAUAGGAAUCAACUUAUCAGUCCGUUUGUCUGUCUGCACGUGCAAUCUUUUCCAGGCUAUAACUUUGUAAUGUAGAAUCACUGGAAGGUCAUGCUGAUACAAAGAUUGAUUAUGAUCUAAGAAUGAGUUUUGGGAUUAAACAAUGGCAUUUUGUCUAUUCGAGGUCAUAAAUAAAACAAUGAAAGAUUUGUCCGGGCUAUGACUUUGUAAUGGAGGUUCAUUGGAAGCUCGUGCUUAGUAUACAGACUGUUUUUGAACAGAGAAAGUGUUCGAUUUAUUGUUUUCAAGUAAUCAUGUUUAAACUUUGUAAAUCAUAAACCAACAAUUAUAAUAUAUACACUUAGAAACAUACAAAACUACGAUAAGGGCUCAGUCAAUGGGGCGUUGGGUCAAUCAUCAUAUGUAAUUAUGAAUUAAUGGUAUUUUUAUGCCCCCGUAAACGAAGUUUCGGGGGUAUAUAGUUUUUGUCGUGUCCGUCUGUCUGUCUGUCUCUGUUUGUCUGUCAGUCCGCAAAAACUUUAACCUUGCCCAUAACUUUUGAUUUAGUGGAGCUAUGGCAUUCAUAUUUCACAUGUGUAUUCCUUUAGACAAGACCUUUUUUUGGGUACCACUAAAUUUGACAUUUUGACCUUGACAUUGGAGUUUGAUCAACUUUUACACAAAAAUUUUGAACUUUUACUUUGGCCAUAUCUUUUGAACUGUAGAUACCAGGGUAUUUAUACUUAAGUUGUGUAUUUUUUGUAAGAAGACCUUUCAUUGGAUAGCAACAAUCUUGACCUUUUGACCUUGACCUUAUAGAUUUCCAUACUUACGAAAAAAUUUUAACCUUGGUCAUAACUUUUGAACGGUAGGGGCUAGGGCUUUCAUACGUCAAAUAUGUAAUCCUUGUGAGAAGACCUUUGAUUGGAUAUCAACAACUUUGACCUUGACCUUGGAGUUUGACUUUCUUUUUACAAACUUUAACCUUGGCCAUAACUUUUGAACAGUAAGGACCAACGCUUUCAUACUUACCAUAUAUGUAAUCUUUGUGACAAGGCCUUUCUUUAGAAACCAACAACCUUGACCCUUUGACCUUGACCCAGAGUUUGUCCUUCCUUUAAAAAUGUUAACCUUGGUCAUAACCCUUGAACAGGUGGUGCUAGGGUUUUUUUUAUUUCACAUAUGUAUUUCUUCUGAAAAGGCCUUACUUAAGGUACCAACAUAUUUGAUCAGCAUUGGAGAAAGCUUAACCUUCGCUAUGUUGCCAUACGGGGGCAUCGGUGUUUCACAAACACAUCUUGUUUGAAGGUGGUAUUGAUAGGGCCACUUUAUAUAUAUAGCUGCAUCUUAUAGUGGAAAUUCAGAAACAACAGGAUGGAAGAAGUCUUUAAAAUUCUGUAAAGAAAAAGGGACAUAUUUACUGGGAAACAUAAGUAUUAACAAUGCAUCAGCUGCUUGUAAGAUCAUCAAUAAUCCGCGGUCUGGACUUACCUGGAUCGGAAUUCUAAGACAACCAGUCCUUGUUGGCAGUGAAGAUGACUUUGAAGGUAUUAUAGAGGAAAAUGUUCUACAGUGUCAAAGGUGUUCGAAAGGAGGAUGUGAGUUUAAAGACUGCAACAAAGAGGCUUUUGCUGUAUGUAAACAGACGGAAUAUUCUUUUAUCUUUCUUUGCAAAGAAUCCAGAAGAAGUAUCCAUGACCGAGUUUAGUACACAAACAGCAACAGAAAGUUACACUGAGUCUGAGAGGUCGGAUUUGAACAGUACAAACAUCACAUCAAAGAAUUCAUCAGAAGUAUCCAUGACCGAGGAUAGUACACAAACAGCAACUGAAAGUUUGGAUUUGAACAGUACAAACAUCACAUCUAACCAAUCAGGGGCGGACAAAAGAGAAAUAAUUAUCACUGUGUCUACAAUUACCACCCUUCUUUUGAUCCUCUUUCUUUCUGCAUUCUGCUUUGUAAGGUAAGGACCAGAAUGA